Molecule: messenger RNA, 1392 nt
Organism: Parastagonospora nodorum SN15
Lineage: Eukaryota; Fungi; Ascomycota; Dothideomycetes; Pleosporales; Phaeosphaeriaceae
Exons: 2
Coding region: 1-1272 (423 amino acids)
Biological process (GO): ubiquitin-dependent protein catabolic process
Cellular component (GO): proteasome regulatory particle, lid subcomplex
Molecular function (GO): structural molecule activity; protein binding
Source: RefSeq, a predicted model, not a curated record
AUGGCUGUCGCAGACACGAGCAAGCGGAUAGCGGAGGCGCAGAAGUUGGCCAAGUCGGAACCUACGCAGGCGGAACAGAUCUACAAAGAGGUGCUGGCUGCAGACCCGGGCUCGAAUGAGACUGCCAUCAAGAACUACGAAACUGCGCUCGUUGGUCUCGGAGAACUGUACCGCGACCAGAAGCGGGUGGAUGCCCUUGCAGAGCUCAUCCAGCAGGCGCGAUCGGUGCUGUCAUCGUUUGCGAAAGCGAAGACCUCGAAGCUUGUACGACAGCUCCUCGAGCUCUUCACCGCCAUCCCGAACACCACCGACACACAAAUCGCCGUCACCAAGUCAUGUAUAGAAUGGGCCGUAUCAGAGCGGAGAGGUUUUCUGCGGCAAAACCUUGAGACACGGCUCGUCUCUCUGUACAUGGCGAAGCAGUCGUACUACGAGGCCCUGACUCUCAUCAACAGCUUGCUGAAGGAGUUGAAGCGUUUGGAUGACAAGCUGGUCCUGGUGGAGGUGCAGCUGUUGGAGUCAAGAGUUUAUCACGCGUUGGGCAACAUACCAAAGGGACGCGCCGCCCUGACCUCCGCACGAACGUCGGCCGCAUCGGUCUAUACCCCGCCGUUACUCCAAGCCGGCCUGGACAUGCAGAGUGGCAUGCUACAUGCCGAGGAUGGCGACUUCAACACAGCCUUCUCGUACUUCAUCGAGGCUAUGGAGGGCUACCAUUCGCAGGACGAGGAGCAGAAGGCGACGUCAGCGUUGCAAUACAUGCUCCUUUGCAAGGUCAUGCUCAACCUGGGCGAUGACGUGUCGUCGCUCAUGACCUCGAAGCACGCAAUCAAGUAUGCGGGGAAGCGGCUGGAGGCCAUGAAGGCCGUAGCGCGAGCGCAUACGAACCGCAGUUUGGAGGAGUAUGAAACAGCCUUGACAGACUACCGUCAGCAGCUUGGUAGCGAUCGCUUCAUCACAAGCCAUCUUCGGCGGCUAUAUGACAACAUGUUGGAGCAGAACCUUAUCAAGGUGAUCGAGCCCUUUAGCAGAGUGGAGAUCGACCAUGUGGCUAAGAUGGUUGGGUUGGACACGGUACAGGUGGAGCGCAAGCUGUCACAGAUGAUCCUCGACAAGGUCAUUAUCGGAGUCCUUGACCAGGGCGCCGGUUGCCUGAUCGUCUACGAUGAGUCCGAGCGCGACCAGGGCUACGAUGCUGCACUUGGAACCAUUGACAAGCUGAGCAACGUCGUCGAUGUGCUCUACGCCAACCAGGCAUCUCUACUUGAGUAGGCUUGAGCCAGUUGCACGAGAGAGAAGCUGUCACAUCCGCGGUACUUUAAGCUUCGUGUAGCACUCUGUACUAUAAUAGCAUAGAUAGCUUGGCAAACCCUAGCCAGCUUCAUGACGAAA